UCAGCCAGUCACCCCCCGAGCUUUAAGAAUAAGAACCCUUCCCCCUCCAUCAAUCUCACCGGAGAUCGCCAUCGCUGAUCUUUUCAUAAAAGCAAUCACAUCGAAAAUGUAUCCAAUUAACGUAGCACCCCACACUGAAAUUCCCGGAGAAAAGACCCACGUCGGCACCUCCCUAGUAGACACCGCCGCCUCCACCAUCCAAUCGUUUGGCCCAACCAAACAAAUCCACCAACACCUCUGCGCAUUUCACUUUUACGCCGACGACAUGACGCGACAAGUGGAAGCGCACCACUACUGCGGCCAUCAAAACGAGGAAAUGAGACAGUGCUUGAUCUACGAUCGUCCAGACGCCGACGCCCGGUUAAUCGGAGUUGAAUACAUCGUAACAGAAAAACUGUUCUUAACCUUGCCGGAUUCAGAAAAACCGAUGUGGCACAGCCACGAGUAUGAGGUGAAGAGCGGCGUCCUUUUCCUUCCCGGCGUCCCUGGUCCGGUUGAGCGGCAAGAUCUGGAGAAGGUGGCGAAAACUUACGGGAAGACGAUUCACUUUUGGCAGGUGGAUAGAGGCGAUCAGCUUCCCCUAGGUCUCCCACAGAUUAUGAUGGCUCUAACUCGUGAUGGCCAACUCUACCCUAAUCUCGCUAAAGAAGUGGAGUCUCGCUAUGGUGUUUCGUUCCAAAAGGAAAGGGAAAACAGAGCGUAUAUGGAAGGUUUAACCCUAGGAAUUCACCCAAAAGCAAACGCCGGUGGAGUCGGACUCAAAACUGUUGUACGAGAGAUCGAUUGCAAGCCUUCCGGCCACCCUACUCUGGAACCUAUUCCUAGGGUUUUCGUUUGAAGAAGCUCCAUUUUUAUGUUUUUGUUAUGUUCUUUUUUUCUAGAAUAAUAAAGAAACUGAUGCUAUGAAAGGAAGAACACGAACAGCAUACAUCAGUAAAAAAACGACGAUAGUUGCAGGUUUAAUGUGAUUUCUGUACAAUAAGUAGGAUCUGGAUCUCUGUAAUAACUCUUUACGUAUAUUACGAAAUUUGAAGAAAUUAAUCA
Molecule: messenger RNA, 1044 nt
Organism: Lactuca sativa (garden lettuce)
Lineage: Eukaryota; Viridiplantae; Streptophyta; Magnoliopsida; Asterales; Asteraceae
Product: oil body-associated protein 1A
Source: RefSeq, a predicted model, not a curated record